AUGGCUGAAUUUGUGAUAAGAGUGAAUAAGACGACACAAUACAAUAGAAAUUUGUUUUUUGUUUCUGUUGUUUCACUUCAUUCCUGUAUGAAAAACGUUGUAGCAAAAAAGCGGAUUAUUAUUAAUCGAUCGAUUAGAUUGUUAAAGUGUGAUGCACAAAAAGAAAUGAAUUUAGACAGAACAAUAUCUAACGCAUCUUUCAUUGUCGAGCAAACUUUUGACUUUGUAGAUGGUGAAGUGAAUGAUGAUGCAUGUGAUUUUGAUUGA
Molecule: messenger RNA, 267 nt
Organism: Heterostelium album PN500
Lineage: Eukaryota; Evosea; Eumycetozoa; Acytosteliales; Acytosteliaceae
Exons: 6
Coding region: 1-267 (88 amino acids)
Source: RefSeq, a predicted model, not a curated record